AUGAAAGCAAAUUCAUCGAUAACUUUGAUGAAAGAUUUCGUUUUUUCUUGGAAAUCCUUACCUGAUAAAUCUUCAAUGAUAAAGUUGAAUCUGCAUAAUCUCAAAUAUUGCGAAUCGUUAACGUCUUUCCAUUCAGCUAUCCAAAGCCAACCUCAGAACCAAAUUGGAGCAUCACCUAAGGACAACAAGAAAAAUUAUUUAAAGCUCAAAAUCUUUACAAAAAGAGAGACUUUGGAAGUAGAAAAAUUGGUAAGGGACUACUACAUUAACGAUAACAUCAGUCAAAUUUCAACUAAUAUUGUGCUGAAAGAUGGAACAUCCGUUCGCUAUAUGCUGUAUACUAUACACGAAGCAUAUGAUAAAUUUAAUGUAGAUUUCCCUGACCAAAAAAUCGACCAUAAAAAAUUUGCAAAAUUGAGACCACAUUUUGUUAAAUUAAAAAGCCAAAUUCCACACCGCACAUGUCUUUGCAGUAUCCAUGAAAAUAUGGGAUUUGCACUGAAAGCAUUAGCUCUUGCCGAUCCUACAUUCAAAGAUGUAGCUAUUGGAUAUAACUACACAGUAACUUUAUUUGCGAUGGCGACAAGGAAAAAUGUUUUUCCAACAAAUGUCGCUUAUGUGAGCAUUAACCAGCGUUCUUCGAAAAGUUCGAACAAAACGAAGUCAAUGCCUCAAAAUCGGUGA
Clunio marinus is the source of this 684-nucleotide messenger RNA. The record is from the annotation of a GenBank genome assembly. NCBI's taxonomy places the organism in Eukaryota, Metazoa, Arthropoda, Insecta, Diptera, Chironomidae.